Messenger RNA from Cuscuta campestris, 2435 nucleotides. The record is from the annotation of a GenBank genome assembly. NCBI's taxonomy places the organism in Eukaryota, Viridiplantae, Streptophyta, Magnoliopsida, Solanales, Convolvulaceae.
CAUAGUAGCAGGGGAGAAUCAGAAAAGACGACCAAGAGUCAUUGAAGAAGAUAAUGAACAGUAAGGCGAGAGAGGAAUUGGGCACCGUUAUCAGCCUAGAGCGCGAAAGGGCAAAAUCACAGUCGGCUGCAGACCCGUCGUUUCCCUGCCAGUUGGUCAUCAUUGCGCCGCCUGACGCGGCGCAACCUGAAGGGGCCACGUCGCUCCUUUCAGCCCUCCUCUCCCUAUAUAAAGGCCUCCACCCCUCUUCUUUGUUCACUUUCCGCGAUCAAGUCUUAGAGCUUUCACCGGUCAAGUUCCUUCUCUUUGCUAUCCAGCCCUCCGAGUCAAGUAAGUUUCCCCUUCCUUCUCUUUCUUCUUUCCCGGCCAUGUCUUCGUUUAGCGAUAGGAUCUCGUCCUCAGAGGACUGCUCCUCUGAGGAUUCCAACUCAUCUUCCUCGACCGAGUCUUCUUCUCCUGAAUCCACGCCCGGUCAGGUUCCCAACUCUUCUAUUCCCGACCCGCAUCCUGUUAACCAGAUGCCCGGUGAAAAUUUCGUGGGGAGGGAUGACCCGGUCGAUGAUGAACCGGGCCCCUAUGUCCCUGAAAACGAAACCCGGGAUGCAUGGGAGGAACGGCUUCAUGCUGCCGGUUACUUUCCGCUCCCCACCUUCUACGUCCUUGACAUCCCUUCCCGUGUAUCCAAAAUCGCCUUAAACAAAAUUCGUAGGAGGCUCCCGGAUGGGUAUACCCUCCUGUAUGAACCCAACUGGCCGAACAUUGUCGAACCCCACCGGGAGGACAGGAUAGGGUUCCAUACCAUAUCACUAGAUGCGGGCAUAGUUUUUCCCCUUCGCCCCCUCCUUACCGAAGUUUGCCAUGCGUUUAGGAUUUUGCCCGAUCAAAUAACACCUAACGCCCACCGGUAUCUCCAUUCCUUUGUAAAUAUCUGUACUCAUUUGAAAAUCUUCCCCUCUCUGCGUCUUUUUCUCUUUUGCUUUGAAGUCCUACCGGGCGGAUCUGGCUGCGAAGGUUUUGUAUUCUUCAAAGCACGUACCGGUAGGAAGUUCAUUUCCGAAGUCCCCCAGAGUAACCGGGGAUGGAAGGAAAAGUUUGUUUUUAUCGAGUUUCCCCCCUUCGUCACUCCUCUGGCCGGUCUGAAAUGGAAUGACCAUCUCCUCGACCAAGAGUAUGCUGCACCGGCUUCCUCCCCUGACUUGGAAGCAAGUCUUGAGGUCCUUAUGCGCGGCGAUCCAUACACCGGGAGGGUCUUCCACUACGGCAGCUGGGUCUGGAGGGUCGAGUCGGGUGGUGAGGGUACCUCCCAGGCCCAUGAAGCAGCGGGGCGCGGGGUACCCUCCCCGGGCAACACUGCAGAGGCUGAGGGCCAGAACCACCCAGAUAUGGAGGUCGAAGAGUUCGCCAUCCCCGACGACCAACCAGCGGGGGAGACCGGGGGCUCCCAAACCAACACUGCCAGGACCUUCCCGGUCAAUCCAGAGACCGUGGAAAUCCUUGACGAAGAGGAGCCCCAAGACGACCGGUCUAAGGGGAAGGAAAAGGAAAAGACCGGCCGUCGGACGAAAAAGGUGGCCACCACGCACCCUUCUUACGCUAAGAAGAGGGCAAGGUCAGAUCCUAAGCCGGCCGACCAGUCCAUCGAGGAGGCUUUCGUCAAUCUGGGGCUGAGGCUGAAGGAGGCGGGGGAGAUUGGACCCCUCACAGCUGACCGGCUUGGUUUAGGCUCUCCCUCGGAGUUUGCCCGGCUGAAGAAGGAGAAGGAGGAGAUGGCCCUCAUCUUGAAGAGCCAGGCUGAUGAGCUGAUCAGGCUGUCGGGGCUAGCCGGGGCCAUGAAGACCGAGAUCUCUCAGCUGAAGGAGGAGAAUGGCCGGCUCAUGGAUGAAGUCUCUGAGGCCAAGAGGGAAGCAGCGGAGAAGGAAGAAACCUUCCCCGGGCGCGCAGUCGCCUGGGUUGAAGAGAACAAGGCCGCUGCUGUCCGGGUGCUGACAGCGACGCCAGAGACCGCGAUGGAGUCCUUCAGGCUUCUGUACCGGGAGCCUGAAGGAAGGAAAAUGAUUACCGCGAUUGGAUCCUUUGGAUUCAAGAGCGGUCAAAAGAAGGACCGGAUCGCCUCUCACCGGGUACUUCUCAGAACAGACCCGAGCUUCAGCGCGGCAAUCUACGGCCUGGCUCCAAUCCCGGAAGAAGAGCCGACUCCCCCCUUCCCCCUUGACUAAUCUCCCCGGCUGCGCCCGGUUAUUUUUGUAAAACUUUUAGCAAAAAUUUCCCCGGGUAUGCCCGGUGUACUUGUAAACAUUUGACAUUUCCAAAUUUAAAUGCCAUGUUUGUUUUUCUACCCGGUUAAGCUUGCUUCCUGGUUGAUGUUUUCAUUUUUGCUCCUUAGAAUGUCAUCGUAGGAUUUUCGACCGGUACAGUAAUCAACCACUAUUGCGUUC